Messenger RNA from Zea mays, 1809 nucleotides. RefSeq names its product probable beta-1,4-xylosyltransferase IRX10L. The transcript is spliced from 10 exons. The record is from RefSeq and is a predicted model, not a curated record. Gene Ontology annotation, molecular function: glycosyltransferase activity; NAD binding. The coding region runs from base 1 to 1794 and encodes 597 amino acids. Gene Ontology annotation, biological process: plant-type secondary cell wall biogenesis; glucuronoxylan biosynthetic process. NCBI's taxonomy places the organism in Eukaryota, Viridiplantae, Streptophyta, Magnoliopsida, Poales, Poaceae.
AUGGCGUUCCUGCUGCAGCCCCCACUGCCCGCUCGAGGAACGAUCACACGCAGACACGCUGAACGCUUCCGCGGCGUCACCACCUUCUGCCCUCCGCUGCCUGCUCGCCUCCGAGCCCGAAAGGCAAAACCUCCUCGCUCCUGCCCCCCUCCUCGCGAUGUCAGUCAAACCCUAGCACACCGUACGCGCAGGCCCGCCCGCCCGCUCCCAUUCCCCACACCCACCCAUGGCGGCGCUCUCCGCGCCAUCGACGCCGAAUCCCGCAUCGCCGCGUCCGACCCCGUCAAGGUCUCGUGCAUGAGGAGCACUGGCUCCGCUCACUUCGGCUGUGCCUUCCCCUACGUCAGGGCCUCCUCUUCGGCUGCAAGGAACCUCGAGCCGCUGAGGGUGAUAGCCACGCAGGCGCCCCCUGCCGUGCUCCCCGACCAAACAUUUCAUGUGAGCUGUGCAGCCUGCGGUGGAUUUAUAAUUUUCUUCUUCCUUUAUUUCUCUGUAGAAUAUUCGAGUGGGGAUAAGACAAAGAUUGGCAUCAACGGGUUUGGGCGGAUUGGCAGGUUGGUCCUGCGAAUUGCAACCAGUAGAGAUGAUAUUGAAGUUGUGGCUGUGAAUGACCCUUUCAUUGAUGCUAAGUACAUGGCCUAUAUGUUCAAGUAUGAUUCCACUCAUGGCCCGUUUAAAGGUUCUAUUCGUGUCGUGGAUGAUUCAACCCUCGAGAUCAAUGGGAAGAAGGUCACAAUUAAAGCAAAAGACUAUUUAGCUGUUCUCAAACUGCCUCACCUUCAGCCGGGCGACGCGUCUGCGGUGGCCUCGUCCGGAAGUGAGAGGUACCCGUUUGUCGACAGCAACUCGACGGUGCCGCUGGCCACCGGCAUGACCGACACCGCCAUUGUGCUGCCGCUGCCGGACAUCGGGAUCGAGGACGCCACCACCAAGCGAUUGUCUUCACAAUAUACGAACUGGCCUUACUGGAACAGAUCAGAGGGUGCAAAUCAUUUCUUUGUCACGCCACAUGACUUUGGUGCUUGCUUCCAUUAUCAGGAAGAGAAAGCAAUCGGGCGGGGAAUCCUUCCCUUGCUUCAGCGUGCUACACUGGUUCAGACCUUUGGACAGAAGAACCAUGUCUGCCUGAAGGGUGGGUCCAUCACAAUCCCACCAUUUGCACCUCCCCAGAAAAUGCAGGCUCACCUUAUCCCCGUGGACACCCCUCGGUCUAUCUUCGUGUACUUCCGUGGUCUGUUCUACGACACCAGCAACGAUCCUGAGGGUGGUUACUAUGCGAGAGGUGCUUGUGCAUCAGUCUGGGAGAACUUCAAGAACAACCCGCUCUUCGACAUCUCGACUGAUCACCCACCAACUUACUACGAAGACAUGCAGCGUUCAGUGUUCUGCCUGUGCCCCUUGGGCUGGGCUCCAUGGAGCCCCAGGCUGGUGGAAGCUGUGGUUUUCGGCUGCAUCCCGGUGAUCAUCGCCGACGACAUUGUCCUACCCUUUGCAGACGCCAUCCCAUGGGAGGAGAUCGGUGUGUUUGUCGCCGAGGAGGAUGUCCCAAAGCUGGACAGCAUCCUGAUGUCCAUCCCAACAGAUGUUAUACUGAGGAAGCAACGUCUCCUUGCAAACCCGUCGAUGAAACAGGCCAUGCUGUUCCCCCAGCCUGCUCAGGCGGGAGAUGCAUUCCACCAGAUCCUAAAUGGGCUCGCGCGCAAGCUCCUACAUGGUGACGGCGUCUUCUUGAAGCCCGGGGAGAGGGUCCUGAAAUGGACCGCCGGACCGCCAGGCGACCUGAAACCUUGGUAGCAUCUGCCUGCCUAG